AUGAAAUCAAAACGUGCUCGAAAUGGACCACGUACUUUGAAAGAGGACAUUAGAAAUACUAUGCACAUGUCAUCAUCGCGACCAAAACAAGACACUACACCCUAUCUGGCAUCAAUUAUGAAUUCUAGUGAUCCGAACGUUGAAAAUCCUACAUUCAUUUCUCGACCAAAUGUUGCCUCUAAUUUUAAAAGAUCGCAUAAUUCCUAUCCAACAAUAUCAACACUAGCAUCUAUACUAGUUGAUCCUAGUGCAGCAGGAACGGAUAAUUCUAAAUUAAAUAAUUUAUCAGUAGCAGAAUCUGAUAACACAUCUCGUUUAUCGGUAUCAAGCGAUUCAAAACAAGCAAAUACAAUGCUUUCAACAUCCAUGCAAAAUUUAAAUCAUUCAACCAAUGCAACAACAAUGGGAACUGGUAUUGCACCACCUCCUGUUAAUUUUCAACAACCAUUACAUAUGCAAUCAACGACACCAUCGGUCGCUAAUGGAAAAGAUGAUAUGCGAGGAUGGCUAUAUAAAUGGACUAAUUAUUUGAAAGGCUAUCAAAAACGCUGGUUUGUUUUACAAGCUGGUGUACUUUACUAUUAUCGUUCACAAGAUGAAAUGACACAUACAUGCCGCGGUACAGUUUAUCUUGAAUCAGCACAUUUAUCAUCAAAUGAUGCAUGUCAUUUUAUUAUAUCCAAUGGUUCCACAAUAUUACAUUUGCGUACAUCAACUGAAACUGAUAAGCAACGUUGGAUGAGUGCAUUAGAAUUAGCUAAACAAAAAGCAUUAAAAUCAAGAAAACAAUAUCAAGAUUCUGAUGAAGAUAUAUCAACAACCGAUGAUGCUAAUGAUCAACAAUUAAAUCAAGCGCAUCAAACUCAACUUCACCAACAACAACAACUAACGAACCUAAGUGAUCAAACGAAAUUAUUAACAACUACGACUGAGCGUGCUGAAUUAGUUACAAUGAAUAAAGCAUUUGAUUCUAAAUUAGAUGAUUUGAAAAUGUGUAUGGACUUAAUUAAUCGUCAUUAUCAAGCACUUUAUCGUACACUUGGCGAUCUUGAACAAAUUGAUAAAUCAGAAACAACCGUAAAUAUAAUUAAAAGUGUUAACGAACGUGCUACAUUGUUUCGUAUUACAUCAACAGCUAUGCUCAAUGCGUGUCAGGAACUUGUUCAAUUAAUACAAAAUCAAGGUCGCAAAUGGCAAAAAGCCAUUCAAUUCGAACGUGAUGCCCGUUUACGCAUGGAACGUAUGUGUGAACAAGUCGCGUCACAAACAGUUAGAUUAGAAAAACAAAUGCAACGUGCAUCACGUAACAAUAAAAAGAGUGUUUCACCAGGUCGCUCAACAAUUACUGCUAUCAAAUCAUCAGAUUUACGUGGAGCAAACGAAGGUAGUACUUUAUCCGAUGAUGAUGAAUUUUAUGAUGCUAUUGAUGAUCCACAAACCAUUGGCGUUUUUCGUGUUCCACUUCAACAGCAUGGAUCAAAUAAUGAUAAAGAAUCACCAAAUAUUGUUGAUGAUGAUGCAAGUUCGUAUGAUGAAGAUGAAAGUGAAUCAGAAGAACAAGAUGAAAAUAAAUUACCAAUGGUUAUUGUUAAAGCACCAAAAACUGGAGAAAUAACUAAUGAAGCGGCAGUUACAACAGAAUCGACUUCUUCUGUAGCAGUACAAAAAUCUGGUAACAAUAGUAAUCAACAAGUAGCAGUAUCAAAACGUAAACGUCGUGAUGGUAUUCCUGAACGACCAAAUUAUAGUAUCAAUCUAUGGAGUAUCAUUAAAAAUUGUGUUGGUAAAGAUUUAUCGAAAAUUCCAAUACCAGUUAAUUUUAGUGAACCAAUCUCAAUGUUACAACGUAUGACAGAAGAACUUGAAUAUAGUUCUGUACUUGAUACAGCAGCUAAAAUAAACAAUAAUUGGGAACAAUUAGCUUAUGUCGCUGCAUUUACUAUUUCAUCUUAUUCAACAACAACAACAAGAGUUAAUAAACCAUUUAAUCCAUUACUUGGAGAAACAUAUGAGUGCGAUCGAACUGAGGAUCUCGGUUGGAAAUCCAUCGCCGAACAAGUUAGCCAUCAUCCACCAGCUUUAUCAACUCAUGUUGAAGGUCAAGGAUGGACUUUAUAUCAAGAAUUUACUAUGACAUCGAAGUUUCGUGGUCAAUAUUUAAGUAUAACUCCAUUAGGUUAUUCGCAUUUAAUAUUUAAAAAUACCGGUAAUCAUUUUACAUGGAGAAAAGUAACAACUCUUGUCAAUAAUAUAAUUGUUGGCAAACUCUGGAUUGAUAAUGUUGGUGAAAUGGAUAUUAUAAAUCAUACAACCAACGAUGUUUGUAAAUUGAAAUAUUUUCCUUAUAGUUAUUUUUCUAAAGACGUUCCACGUAAAGUAACUGGUGUUGUUACAGAUGCUUCCGGUCAAGCUCGAUGGGUACUAACUGGUACAUGGACCGAUAAAAUAGAAGGCGGUCCCGUUGAAUCGGCGCCAGGUCGUAAUCCACAUCCUCAUCAUAUGGAAACACGUAAUAUGAAAUUAUUGUGGCAACGUAAAAUGCCCCCGCCACACCUUGAGUCUAUGUAUAAUUUCACGCAACUUGCUAUUGAAUUAAAUGAAGACGAACCAGGUGUGGCUCCAACAGAUUCUCGUCGUCGACCUGAUCAACGUUUGAUGGAAGAGGCACGUUGGGAUGAAGCUAAUCAAGAAAAAUUACGUGUGGAAGAAAAACAACGGCAAGUAAGACGUACACGUGAAUCUUCUGAACAUUACAAUUAUGAAUCUAAAUGGUUUAAACGACAACACGAUCCAUUAACGGAUUCCGAAAUGCACAUAUAUACAAACGAAUAUUGGGAAUGCAAGCAAAAGCAAGAUUGGUCAAGAUGUGAUGAUAUCUUUUAA
Messenger RNA from Rotaria socialis, 2883 nucleotides. The record is from the annotation of a GenBank genome assembly. NCBI's taxonomy places the organism in Eukaryota, Metazoa, Rotifera, Eurotatoria, Philodinida, Philodinidae.